Trichosurus vulpecula (common brushtail) is the source of this 2488-nucleotide messenger RNA. It is a transcript of the gene PMM2, whose product is annotated as phosphomannomutase 2. NCBI's taxonomy places the organism in Eukaryota, Metazoa, Chordata, Mammalia, Diprotodontia, Phalangeridae. Bases 247 to 987 code for a protein of 246 amino acids. Gene Ontology annotation, cellular component: cytosol. The record is from RefSeq and is a predicted model, not a curated record. Gene Ontology annotation, molecular function: phosphomannomutase activity. The transcript is spliced from 8 exons. Gene Ontology annotation, biological process: GDP-mannose biosynthetic process; protein N-linked glycosylation; mannose metabolic process.
GGGCGUGCGUGUCUCGACCCCUAUGGGUCAUACCUCAGGGAAGGAUGGGACGUGUUUGGGGCGUUGCAUUCUGGGAGUUGUAGUUCCGCGCGUCAUCGUGGGCCGUAAAAGGGGUUUAAGGCUGUGACUCGGAGCCUCUGGUCUUUCACCUUCCCGGCGUUCCCCGCGGCUUGUGAGGCAAAUCCGGGAAGCUUCAGGUGCCAGCGCGUCUCGUCGCGCUUGUGACUUGAAUCGUGAGUUGUAAGGAUGGAGCCUUCGGCACCUGUUCUCUGUCUCUUCGACGUCGACGGGACCCUCACCGCCCCGCGACAGAAAAUCACCAAAGAAAUGGAUGACUUUCUGCAAAAAUUGAGACAGAAGAUAAAAAUUGGAGUAGUUGGAGGCUCAGACUUUGAAAAAGUACAGGAGCAGCUGGGAGAGAAUGUGCUUGAAAAAUAUGAUUACGUCUUUCCAGAAAAUGGUUUGGUAGCAUACAAAGAUGGCAAAUUUCUGUGUAAGCAGAAUAUUCAGGGUCAUCUGGGUGAAGACCUAAUCCAAGAUUUAAUCAACUAUUGUCUGAGUUACAUUGCCAAGAUUAAGCUGCCAAAGAAGAGGGGCACUUUCAUCGAAUUCCGAAAUGGGAUGUUAAAUGUGUCCCCUAUUGGAAGAAGCUGCAGUCAGGAAGAACGACUUGAAUUUUAUGAACUAGAUAAGAAAGAAAAUAUAAGGCAGAAAUUUGUGACUGAUCUGCAGAAAACAUUUGAAGGAAAGGGCCUUACAUUUUCUAUAGGAGGCCAAAUAAGCUUUGAUGUAUUUCCUAAUGGAUGGGAUAAGAGGUACUGUCUGAGACUUGUUGAAAAUGAUGGCUAUAAGACAAUUUAUUUCUUUGGAGACAAAACCAUGCCAGGUGGAAAUGACUAUGAAAUCUACACAGAUUCCCGAACAGUAGGCUAUUCGGUGACCAGCCCAGAGGACACACAAAAAAUCUGUGAGGAGCUUUUCUUAUAGUCCUUUUUUUCCUGACCUUAAGACUGAAAGAAAAAGAGUCAUCUUAAAACUUAGAGAAGAUAACAAGCCUCUGAAGACUGAUACAUCACCAUUUAAACUCCAGAAAUCCUCCUCUGCCCACCUCCAAAAAAUUGUGCGGUUCAAAAUUUAAACCCACCACUCACUGAACGGAAGCUGCUCCUACUGACUUUGGGAUUUUGUUUUGCCACAACUCCACUGCGAGACUGACAUACCUGUUAUCAGGGUUUUAUUCAGGUUGAAUGACUGUUGUCCUCUUCUUAAGCCCCAUUCCUUUCUGUGAAGCUGAUUUCAUAUGACCAGCCAUAUGACAUCCAGUAGAAAACAUGUCCCUCAGCCUGGCACUGCUGGAAACUCUGGAACUGACUUCUAUUUGAAUAGCACAGCUAGUUGACCUGCUGUCUAACAAUCACAUCUGUUACUCACUGCCUUUGAUGGAAGAGAAAACAUCUAGCUAGCAAGUGGUUGCUGAGGCCAGAGUAGCCUUCUUCUAGGAGCCUGCCCUCAUGGAAGCCUCAGUUUUCUACAAAAUCUGAGCUGGUCUCUUGAACAUCAUAAAACAAAACAGUUCUAGAACUCUCCUCAGCCUUCAAGAACCAUGUUGUUCUUGGUUAAGUUGGCUAAGAAAUGCUCUAAGUUAGCUACCUACCUCUUAGCUACUUUAAAGAUAAUGUAAAAAAAAAAGCCUAACUGAUCAGUUAGCAAUGUGAAGUUUUUCAUUUUCUCUACCAUUAUUUAUUAGUGAAAAAUGCCAUCUACUAUUGAUAAACCCUCACACAGAAUUGAAUGUUUGCUUUAAAAGAAAUGAGAACACCUAUGGUUUCACUUCUUUUAAUUAAUUGCUUCAGGACUUGCUUAUUUGAAUCUCUGGUAAAAAACGGGACAAAAUCAGUUUUAUCCAUAUUAUACUCCUGGAGAAUAACAAUUUCCCAAGAAAAAUGUACCAAUCUUUCCAAUGAGACGGUUAAAAUGCCUUUUUUUUUUUUUAAAUCUUGGAAAAGAACCCUCUAGCACUCCCUCUCUUUGCUGCUGAUAAGAGUCAAAGGAUAGGUAACCGUAACAGCAGCACUAGCACCUGCAGCUAGGUCUUAAAUGCCAGGACUUUGUACCAAUUAGACUUCCUAUUGACUAGCUUCCUCUCCAGUGCCGCAUUGGUAAAACUAAUUAGUAACUGAUGUGGCCCAUAGCAUGUGAGCAAGUACCAGGGAAGGGAAGACUGCCCUGUUUAGCCCUUUCUCCCAAGUUAGACUGGGGCUGCUACUUAAUACAGCACUCCUAGGCAUAGGUCUGGCGAAAAGAUUGGGAGUGGGACUCAUGAGUGUUCUUUGCUCCCACCAACCCACUCAAAGUGUUGCACAUAGCAUUUCUGAUUAGUAACAUUCAGAAAACGUGACCAAUGAAAGGCUUGUUUUCUUAACACUGCAAAUGAAAUGAUAUACAAAAAGAUUUCAAAAUCAAUAAAAUUCUACAGUUUUUAGCAAAA